Molecule: messenger RNA, 3500 nt
Organism: Contarinia nasturtii (swede midge)
Lineage: Eukaryota; Metazoa; Arthropoda; Insecta; Diptera; Cecidomyiidae
Gene: ValRS
Product: valine--tRNA ligase
Exons: 7
Coding region: 240-3383 (1047 amino acids)
Biological process (GO): valyl-tRNA aminoacylation
Cellular component (GO): cytosol
Molecular function (GO): ATP binding; valine-tRNA ligase activity; aminoacyl-tRNA deacylase activity
Source: RefSeq, a predicted model, not a curated record
UCCAAAAGUGAGUUCCCUUUCUCGACUUUUUGUCUCUUUUACAAAAGCAAUAUCAUAGCACCAACCAGCUGAACAACGGUGUAUGUGGUUAGACUUAUAUUUUUAAUGUGGUGUAAUCGUAGGUAAAAGUUGCAUUAGACACGUAAAAUACGAAAAAAACAUUAUUUAAUUUAAAUUGAUCACUGAAAGUGUUGUGUUUCCUUCAUUCAAGUGAAAGUCACACAAAAUAGAUAGCAAUCAUGUCUGAGGUUGGAUCGAACGAUGUACCAACUGGAAAUGGUGAGGCUCCAGUUAAAUCGGCUAAACAAUUGGAAAAGGAGGCCAAGAAAGCAGCCAAAUUAGCUAAACUUGCUGAAAAACAAGAAAAGCAAGCCGCAGAAGCUCAGAAAAAAGCCACCGAACCAGCUAAAGAGAAAAAGAAGGAAAAGACAAAAGAAGUGAAAGAAUCGGCCGUUUAUACCGCCAAUACAGAAGCUGGUGAAAAGAAAGACAUAUCUGGACCAUUGCCAGACGCCUAUAGCCCGAAAUUUGUCGAAGCUGCAUGGUAUGCGUGGUGGGAGAAGCAAGGAUUCUUUAAACCUGACUAUGCGCGUCCCAUAACCGAGGAGAAUCCAAAAGGAAAAUUUGUAAUGGUGAUACCACCGCCAAAUGUGACCGGUUCAUUGCAUUUGGGUCAUGCAAUUACCGUUGCAAUCGAAGAUGCUGUAACACGUUGGCAUCGUAUGAAUGGCAAAACAACACUUUGGGUGCCGGGUUGUGAUCAUGCUGGUAUCGCAACACAGGUCGUUGUCGAAAAGAAAUUGUGGCGUGAAGAGCAAAAAACGCGUCAUGAUUUGGGCCGUGAAAAAUUUUUGGAGAAAAUUUGGGAAUGGCGUAAUGAAAAAGGUAGCCGCAUCUAUGAGCAAUUUCGUAGUAUGGGUGUAUCGGUUGAUUGGAGCCGUACAUAUUUCACAAUGGAUGAUAAUAUGUCACGUGCCGUUGUUGAAGCAUUUGUUCGCAUGUAUGAAGAUGGUACAAUUUAUCGAAGUUCACGUCUUGUAAAUUGGUCAUGUACAUUACGUUCGGCCAUAUCCGAUAUUGAAGUUGACAAAGUGGAAAUUCCAGGCCGUACAUUUCUAUCGAUACCUGGAUACGAUGAAAAAGUCGAAUUCGGUGUAUUGGUAUCAUUUGCCUACAAAGUCGAAAAUAGCAACGAAGAAAUCAUUGUGGCAACCACACGUGUUGAAACAAUGCUCGGCGAUACAGCCAUUGCUGUGCAUCCAAAUGAUAAACGUUAUGCACAUUUACAUGGAAAAUAUUGUGUACAUCCAUUUACAUCACGUCGUUUGCCAAUUAUUACCGAUGACUUUGUUGAAACUGAAUUUGGUACGGGAGCGGUAAAGAUAACACCAGCCCACGAUCCAAAUGAUUACGAAGUUGGUAAACGUCAUAAUCUACCGUUUAUCACAAUUUUUGACGAUGAUGGUGUCAUUGUCGGUGACUAUGGCCAAUUCACCGGAAUGAAACGAUUCCAAUGUCGCAAAGCGAUUUUAAUUGCAUUACAAGAAAUAGGUCUUUAUAAAGAGACAACAGAUAAUCCGAUGGUGGUGCCAAUUUGUAGCCGAUCAAAAGAUGUCGUCGAACCGAUCAUCAAACCACAAUGGUACGUCAAAUGUGAUGAAAUGGCAACUAAAGCAACCGAUGCAGUCACAUCGGGUACAUUGAAACUUAUUCCAGAUAUGCACAAUAAAAUUUGGUAUCAUUGGAUGGACGGAAUUCGGGAUUGGUGCAUUUCACGGCAACUUUGGUGGGGACAUCGUAUUCCAGCCUAUUUAGUAAAGUUCAAAGAUGCCAAACAACAAGCAAACGGUUCAGAUGUUUGGGUUGUUGGUCGCACUGAAGAUGAAGCACGCAAAAAUGCGGCCAAAAAAUUCAAUUUAAACGAAACGGAAUUUGAAUUGACACAAGACGAAGACGUUUUGGACACAUGGUUCAGUUCGGCUCUUGUUACAUUUGCAUCAUUUGGUUGGCCAGAUCAAACGCCAGAUUUGGCACAAUUCUAUCCAAAUCAUUUACUUGAAACGGGACAUGAUAUUCUAUUCUUUUGGGUUGCACGUAUGGUAUUCUUUGGUCAAAAACUUAUGGGAGAUUUACCAUUCAAAGAAGUAUUUAUGCAUCCUAUAAUUCGUGAUGCGCACGGUCGUAAGAUGUCAAAAUCAUUGGGCAACGUAAUUGAUCCGAUGGAUGUUAUCACCGGUAUUUCACUCGAAGAUUUGAAUAAAUCACUACAAAACUCGAAUUUAGAUCCAAAGGAAAUAGCCAAAGCAAUUGCUGGACAAAAGCAAGAUUUUCCAAAUGGCAUACCCGAAUGUGGAUCGGAUGCAAUGCGUUUCGGCCUUUGUUCGUAUAAUUUACAAAGCCGUGAUAUUAAUCUUGAUAUUUUAAGAGUGCAAGGUUAUCGAUUCUUCUGCAAUAAAUUGUGGAAUGCAAUUAAAUUCGCACUCAUGUACUUCGAUGGUACCACCAAGUACAAGUCAACUGUUGAAUUGACAAAUAACGAAAGCAAUAUGGAUCUAUGGAUAUUAUCAAGACUAGCAACAGCUGUCGAAUUAUCAAAUGCUGGUUUCGCUUCAUACGAAUUCCACAAUUCAACGGCUGCAAUGUACAAUUUCUGGCUGUACGAUUUGUGUGACGUAUAUUUGGAAUGCUUAAAGCCCGUUUUCCAAAAUGGAUCAGAUGCUGAAAAGGCAUCGGCUCGUCAAACACUCUUUACAUGUUUGGAUACUGGUUUGCGUUUGAUAUCGCCAUUUAUGCCAUUCCUCAGUGAGGAAUUGUAUCAGCGUUUGCCACGUGUCGCCGGCGGUCCAGUGAGUAUUUGUAUUGCACCAUAUCCAGUGCUAGAAACGUGUCUAUGGAAGAGUGAUGCAAUUGAAAAAGAAGUUGAAUUAAUGCAAAAAACAGCCAAAGCUAUUCGUUCGGCUCGUAGCACAUACAAUCUUCCAAAUAAGACGAAAACCGAGGCAUACAUUUUAUCGACAUGCGAAACAACAAAAUCGAUUUUACAAAAGUUCACCAAUGAUCUAUUGACCACCGCCUAUUGUUCACAAUUGCAUUUCGACGAACAACCGCCGAACGGUUGUGCCAUUUUACCAGUGACCGGUCAAUGCGAAGUCCAUUUAUUGCUUAAAGGUUUGAUUCAAGCCGAUAAAGAAUUGCAAAAAUUGGAGAAGAAACUCACACAAACAACACAAAAUCUGGAAAAACUUAAUCAAGCGAUGAAAGCAGCUGACUAUAUCACCAAAGUUCCAGAAGAUGUACGAACUCGAAAUCAAGACGCACUCAUCGAAUCUGAAGCCGAAAUUGUACGCAUUAAUUCUGCCAUCGAAUCGCUUAAAUUAAUGUAACAUUUUGAUCACAAUUUAAAUUGUAAACAAAUCGACACACAAUUUUACUAUACAGCUUUUGCAUUUGUUACCUCUUUCUCAUAUCUUUCUUAUCGGAAUAAAUAAUUUCACAAUGUA